AUGCUCGUGAGAGUCCACGUCGUCGAGGCCAAGGACCUCGAGAGCAACAAGAUGUUCCGCAGCGUCAACCAUGCCUACGCCUACCUCUACUACGCGGGCAAAAAGGUCACGUCCGACGUCGCCCACAAGCAGAAGAACGCGCCACGCUGGGGCCUCAAGAAGCGCUUCACCAAAAUCGACCCGGCGACCGACAGCAAGGUUCGCAUCGACGUCUUCGACCAAGGCCAGUGGGGCCGCAGCGAGAUGUUCAUCGGCUUUUGCGAGGUCGCGGUGCCCGCGCGGCCCAAGCGCGUCGAAUCGUGGGUGCCGAUCACACUCGAGAACGCCACAACGGGCAGCGUUCUCGUGCACAUCGACUGCGUUGCCGAGCAGAGCGAGGUCGCGCCACCGCGAGUGGCCCCGUACUUGCUCCCGAUGCGCCGCACGAGCUCUCUCAGCGACACGUUUCUGCAGCUCGCAGCAGACCUCCCCGAGACGGUGCCGCGCAUUGAGCCGACCGAGCUACGCAGGUGCCUCAACCUCGGCAGCGGCGCCUUUGGCAGCGUGCACAGCGGCAGCUACAAGGACUUGACGGUGGCUGUCAAGACGUUUCACACCAAGAGCGGCAACGAGAUCGAGACGUUCAAGAAGGAAGUCAACGUCAUGGCCAGUCUCGACUCGACGCAUACGGUGCAGCUCCUCGGUAUCUCGCACGCCGAGUACGACCAGCCGCAGAUCGUGAUGGAGUACAUGGACGGCGGCAACCUCGAUGCGCACAUCCAGUCGCUCGCCACGGCGCCAGAACACGACGUGGGCAACGUGCUGCCUCUCGCCUGCGACAUCGCCAAAGGCCUCGCGUACCUGCACGCCAACAAGAUCAUCCACCGCGAUCUCAAACCGGCCAACGUGCUACUCAGCGCCGACAAGAGAGUGGUCAAGCUCGGCGACUUUGGCAUCUCGCGCGAAGAAGACGUCGAAGAGUCGAUGACCAACGGCGUCGGCACGACGCUAUGGAUGGCGCCCGAGGUCAUGCAAGGCGGCCGGUACUCGGUCGCGGCCGACAUGUACGCAUUUGGCGUCAUUCUCACCGAGCUCGAGACGCUGCAAAGACCGUAUGCGGGCCAAAGGUGCAACCAGUACUUGCUGCAAAGCCAGAUCAUCCAAGGGCUUCGGCCAACGACGAGCGCUCACUGCCCGUCAUGGUACGCGCGGCUGGCGCAGGCUUGCAUGCAAGCUGAUACGACCAAGCGGCCAUCGGCCAACGCUGCCGUCAGCAUCCUCGAGGCCCACAUGUCGCCGCCCUGCUUUCAACCGAUUCCCGAGGAGCUGCUACGUGACAUUGUCCCGUUCACGUCCAGCAAGAGCGGCGUGCUUGGUCGUGCGACGCUCGCGCUCCGCCCCGUUGUCCUCAAGUCGUUUCCAUAUAUGAAUCCGGAUGUCUUUGAGGCGACCGUGGACGUCAUGACGGCAGUCGCGUCACCUCACACUGUGCCUCUUCUCGGCACGACGUCUCUCUCCAACACGACCAUCUUUGGUCUUGCGUCGCCUUGCGUGCUCGUCAUGGGUCACAUGGGUGGCGGCAACCUCCACACGUGGCUCAAGCAGCGCGCCAACGCCGACUUCCUUGAUACGGCGCUGGCACUCGCCGAGGCUCUGGCGUUCUUGCAUGAGAAGAAGGUGGUGCACGGCAACCUCACGCCGUCGAAUGUCCUCUUUGAUGCUACCGGCAUCCCCAAGCUUGCCGACUUUGGCUACGUGCGCGACGAAGACAUGAUGACGACCAAUGGCGGCAGUGCCACGCAUUGGAUGGCGCCUGAGAUCUUCCACGGCAGUUUGCCGUCGACCGCGUCAGACGUCUACUCGCUCGGUGUGCUCUUGACGCAGCUCGAGACGGGCCACGAGCCGUACUGGGACUUCCGAGGAAAUCUCCAGCGCCGCGUCGCACAGAUCGUGACAGGCGCGCUGCGGCCGUCGCUGAGUGCGUCGUGCCCGCACUGGUAUCGUGAGCUGGCGCUAAAGUGCAUGGCCGGAGAAGCGAUGCGUCGCCCGUCCGCAGCCGAAGUUGUGGACGAGCUCGUCAAAUAUAUGGCGACGCCCUAGUUGUUGUACGUAUUAAUAUGUGA
Messenger RNA from Saprolegnia diclina VS20, 2102 nucleotides. Its product is annotated as TKL protein kinase. Gene Ontology annotation, molecular function: protein kinase activity; ATP binding. The transcript has a single exon. Bases 1 to 2079 code for a protein of 692 amino acids. The record is from RefSeq and is a predicted model, not a curated record. Lineage: Eukaryota; Oomycota; Saprolegniomycetes; Saprolegniales; Saprolegniaceae. Gene Ontology annotation, biological process: protein phosphorylation.